GGAGGAGGGAAGGGCUUCCAGGUAGAGAAUCCUGCCCUGGGGUGUUGAAAAGCGAGUUAACCUGGUGCGAGGCCUUCGGGAAAGAAGAAGGUGCAGAUAGUCAUGGCAAGCACAGGUGUGCAUUGGGAUCGUGGUGAUGUGGAUCAUAUACAACUACUGGUUCCUUUACAUCCCAUAUCUGACCUGGCUCUACAUUGACUGGCGAACCCCAGAGCAAGGAGGCAGGAGAUCCAACUGGGUCAGAAACUGGACUGUGUGGAGGUAUUUUAAGGACUAUUUCCCAAUUCAUCUCAUCAAAACCCAGGAGCUGGAUCCAAGGCACAAUUAUAUAUUCGGAUUUCACCCUCAUGGAAUAUUUGUACCCGGAGCCUUUGGAAAUUUUUGCACAAAUUGCUCAGACUUCAAGAAGCUGUUUCCUGGUUUUACGGCAUAUCUGCAUGUGAUCUCGUGCUGGUUCCGGUGCCCGCUCUUCCGAGAAUAUUUGUUGAGCUUGGGGUCGGUUUCUGUUUCUAAGAAGAGCAUAUCCCAUGUAUUGAGCGAGGACAGAGGUGGGAACAUUUCUGUCAUUGUCCUUGGGGGUGCAAAGGAGACACUGGAGGCCCACCCAGGAACCUAUAACCUAUAUAUCCGCCAGCGCAAAGGAUUUGUUAAGAUUGCCUUGACUCAUGGGGCCAGUUUGGUCCCAGUGUUUUCUUUUGGUGAAAAUGAACUUUUUGAACAAGUUAGCAACCCUGAAGGCUCGUGGCUUCGAACCGCACAAGAUAGACUGCAGAAAUUAACGGGGUUUGCCUUGCCACUGUUCUAUGGCAGAGGAAUUUUCCAGUACAACUUUGGUAUAAUGCCCUAUCGGAAACCGAUCCACGCCAUUG
This is a messenger RNA of Cricetulus griseus (Chinese hamster), 869 nucleotides long. NCBI's taxonomy places the organism in Eukaryota, Metazoa, Chordata, Mammalia, Rodentia, Cricetidae. The record is from RefSeq and is a predicted model, not a curated record.